AUGCAGUCUGAUAACACUUACCAUUUCAACAUUGCUUAUGCUCAAUAUGCUGAAGAACUCAAGUUACUGUCGGAACAAUUUUCGAACAGAUUUAGCGACUUCAAAAACAUGGAAGAAUGUUUCAAUUUAUUUGCUGCUCCUACAAAAUGUAAUGUACAAAAUGCUCCAAUACACUUACAAAUGGAGUUAAUCGAGUUUCAAGAAAACUCACUCCUAAAAUCCAAAUUUGAAGACGUAGAGUUGUGCGAUUUCUACAAAAAAUACCUAGAAGAAGACAAUUUUCCGCAGCUUAGAAAAUUCGCAAGAAGAUUGAUUUCUGCGUUUGGCAGUACUUAUAAAUGCGAACAGUUAUUUUCAUUAAUGAAAGUUAAUAAAUCAACACAUCGUAUAAGACUGACUAACGAUAAUUUGGAAAAUUCUUUACGUCUUUGUAUCAGUGGAAUUCAUCCAAAUAUCGAUGGAUUAGUUUCCCAAAUUCAAGCUCAAGUGUCUCACUGA
Diorhabda sublineata is the source of this 498-nucleotide messenger RNA. Its product is annotated as general transcription factor II-I repeat domain-containing protein 2B-like. The record is from RefSeq and is a predicted model, not a curated record. NCBI's taxonomy places the organism in Eukaryota, Metazoa, Arthropoda, Insecta, Coleoptera, Chrysomelidae. Bases 1 to 498 code for a protein of 165 amino acids. The transcript has a single exon. Gene Ontology annotation, molecular function: protein dimerization activity.